AUGGCUGGCUACCAGUUGCUUGGUCAUACAUACCAUAACAAAAUGGAAAGGUUUCGGCAGGGUGGAAGAGACAGCUGCACCACAGGUGGAGGAGGAGAGAGCCUAAAUCCAGGAUCAUCUUCGUUGAGGAUCAUCCUGGUAGGGAAAACAGGCAGCGGGAGAAGUGCCACCGGGAACAGCAUCCUCUGCCAGCCCGUGUUUGAGACCAAGCUGGCGUCCCAGUCGGUGACCAGGAAGUGUCAGAGGGCAACAGGCACGUGGAAUGGGAGGAGCAUCCUGGUGGUGGACACGCCCCCCAUCUUUGAGGCUGAGGCCAAGGCCCAGGAUCAAGAGGUGUAUGAGAAUAUCGGAGCCUGUUACCUGCUGUCGGUGCCAGGGCCCCACGUGCUGCUGCUGGUAACCCAGCUGGGGCGCUUCACCGAACAGGACGUGGUGGCCGUGACCAGGGUGAAGGAGGUCUUUGGGGCGGGAGCCGAGAGAUACAUGGUCAUCCUCUUCACCCACAAGGAGGACUUAGAUGGUGGAUCCUUAGAUGAGUACGUGGCAAACACAGACAACCUCAGGCUGAGGAGCCUGGUCCGGGAGUGUGGGCGGAGGUACUGCGCCUUCAACAACCGGGCCUCUGGGGAUGAGCAGAGAGAGCAGCUGGCCCAGCUGAUGGCCGUGAUCGAGGGGCUGGAGCGGAAGCACCAGGGCGCCUUCCUCACCAAUGAGCUCUUCUUUGAUGCACAGAUGCUCCAGCAGAUGGGGGGUGGCGCCCAUGGAGAAGGUCAGAGGCGCUACCUGGCCAAGGUGCAGUUGCAGGUUGCAAAGCAAAAGCAAGGCCUGAAAGAGGCCAAGAGAAACUGGGCCUUCAAGACAGUCUUCCGACUCAAAGCCUGGAUCGCUUUAAAUUAUGAGCUUUGUGUUUGUCUUGCUUGGUGCAGUUUACUUUUUCUUCUUAUUCUACUGAUCAUCCUGUACCAGCUUUAA
Molecule: messenger RNA, 972 nt
Organism: Rangifer tarandus platyrhynchus (Svalbard reindeer)
Lineage: Eukaryota; Metazoa; Chordata; Mammalia; Artiodactyla; Cervidae
Source: the annotation of a GenBank genome assembly